AUGACGUUUUGGCGCUGCCCGCUGUGUGUGUUCUUCGCGGUGAACCUGAUAAGAGUGAUAAAUCACGUAGCAGAAACGCAUAGUGCGGAGUCGAACUUUACGAUACUUUGCGGCAUCGAUGGCUGCUGUCACACAUUCAAGGUGUUCAACUCGUAUCGCCGCCACGUUUACCGGAGUCACUCCGAGCAUCUACAGACGUCCGGGGGUUGCGGGUCUGGUCUCGCUGCCGUCGGAGGAGCGGAACCCCAGAAUGAGGUCGACCCCCAGAACGAGGUCGACCCCCACAACGAGGUCAACGCAGAGGACCUAUCAUUUGACCUUCCUCAAGAGCAAGCAGCGGCUGCUCCCCUUUCACCAACUGAGAGGCCCAUCGAAACAUUCGACGAGUUUGUUAGAGGUCUGCAAACGAACAUCUGCUUGUUUUUUUUUAAACUUGCUGAAAAGCACAAGAUGCCACAUAUGACCUGCGAGAACGUCUUCGGCGACUUCCAGUCUCUGCUCGAGGUGAUCCUGAACAAGCAUGCCGAGCAGAUCCGGCAAGCCAUGACCGUUUCCGACACCCUGACUGACAGCCAUGGUGUGUUCGGUACCGACUUCCCUAGUUGCCUCUUCGACAAGGUCAAGAGCAGCUAUCAGAGGGAACAAUUCGCGAAGAGGAACUUCUUGUACGUGGAGCCUGAAGAACACCUGCUCCUAAGCCCAGAGACUUCAUCGUUCCAGUACAUUCCAAUUGGAAAGGUAAUUGAAAACCUGUUCGAAGUUCCCGCAUUGGCAGAACACCUCUUGCAGCCAGCAGAGCAGUUGAGGACCGAUCCACAUGAAUUGCGGUCCUUUCGUGAAGGCACAGCACUGAAGCAAGUGCCAACGAAUAACGAUGAAUCUGUGCACAACCUUCAUGUUGCGUUGUACACUGAUGAACUGGGGAUUACGAACCCCUUGGGGCCAAAUCAAAAGCGACACAAGUUGUUGGUGGUCUAUUUUUCCCUACUCGACCUCCAUCCAAGAUACCGCGCAGACUUGAGCAACAUACAUUUGACACUGAUGGCCAAGUACCAGGAUGUCGAGAAGGAGGGACUCCAGAAAGUGUUAGACCCCCUUCUCCGUGACCUGGCUGAACUGAGGGACCACGGUUUUCAAGUUCAAAGCAGCAAAGGAAGUACAAGGGUCAAGGCCACAGUUGCUGCCAUUUGUGGCGAUAAUUUGUCCCUCAACAAGCUUGGAGGAUUCUCCUGUUGUUUCAGCAGUGGCAGAGUGUGCAGAUUCUGCAUGGCCCACAAAGCCACGCUUGCAGACCUCACGAGGGAAGACCUGUGCACAUUAAGAAAUGCUGCCACACACAGCAAACACCUGUCAGCAAUUUCUGUGAAUCCAGCAUUGAAGAAGCUGUACGGUGUCAAUGGACCCUCGCCAAUGCUGGCAUUGGAGAACUUUGACAUCACCAAGCAACUCAUGCCAGAUGUUAUGCACGACAUGUUUGAGGGAGGAUUUGCCGUUGUCUUGCACUACACUCUUCAGGGACUCACUUCAGAUGGCAUCCUGACACUGUCAGACUUUGGCAAAGUGGCAACAUUUAAGGUCGGCUUCAACGAUAAAAAAAAUAGGCCCGAAGAACUGCAAGCUAACUUCUCCAGGGACCACCGUGCCUUAAAAGGCACCGCUUCCCAAAAGUGGUGUCUGUUCAGGCUGCUGCCAUUGAUGGUUGCAUCCUGCAUCCCGGAGGGAAACUCACACUGGGAGGUUUACUUGAUGUACCGAGAAAUUGUGGACAUGGUGCUUGCUCCCAUCAUACCCACUGACAUCCUGCCGUAUCUUGAAGAUAGGAUUCAGGCUUUUCUGCGAACCUUCAGCGAGCUGUACACAUCAGCUAGUGUCUCUCCCAAGCUGCACUACCUUAUACAUUACCCUCGAAUCAUAGAAAGGUAUGGCCCUCUACAGCAAUACUGGUGCAUGCGGUUUGAGGCCAAACACCAGUAUUUCAAGAGCAUGGCAUCGAAAAACAAGAACUUUGUGAACAUCGGCAAGUCCCUAUCCACACGGCAUCAGCUUCUGCAGAGCUACGAGCUCCACAUGUAUGUUCUUGACAAGAAUGUCUGCGCCACCGGCCUCAAAGCCAUAGCUCCCGCUGAGCUAAAUCCCUGCGCGCGGAGCCUUGCGUCUGAUGGCCAGGUAUGGGAGGCAAGGUCUGUCAAGACAAGCACAGGAGGCUAUCGGAAGAAGGAUGUUCUUGUAAUGAACAGAACAACGUCCCUCAGCUUUGCUGAGGUUAGUGCACUCUACCUCAAGAAUGGUAAAGUGUUUCUCCUCCUCAACGAGCUGGAAGUAGAAAUGUACCGCAGGCACAGGUGCUGUUACAAAGUGCGGAGGACCGAGAACUUCUACCUCUCCCAAACUGGCAAGGAAGCCUGUUUCCAACGUUUAGAUUUGUACACGGGAGGAGAGAUCGUGCCAAAGUGGGACCUCUUCUAUUACCCUUAA
Ixodes scapularis (black-legged tick) is the source of this 2475-nucleotide messenger RNA. RefSeq lists its product as uncharacterized. The coding region runs from base 1 to 2475 and encodes 824 amino acids. Lineage: Eukaryota; Metazoa; Arthropoda; Arachnida; Ixodida; Ixodidae. The transcript has a single exon. The record is from RefSeq and is a predicted model, not a curated record.